This is a messenger RNA of Iphiclides podalirius (scarce swallowtail), 783 nucleotides long. The record is from the annotation of a GenBank genome assembly. Lineage: Eukaryota; Metazoa; Arthropoda; Insecta; Lepidoptera; Papilionidae.
AUGGGCGACCAGCUAGCGUGUAUCACACUAGCGAUGUUCGCCAUACUUUCGGAAGCGGCGGGCGAAGCGAUCGAUUUGAAGAUAACGGCCGAACGGGUGCCACAAGUGGGGUGGGAGGUGAGGUGCUCCUGGUCGAUGCUGCCAAACGACACGCUGCAGUCUGUGCGCUUGCAGAGGAACGGCCAGCAGUUUAUGAUAUACCGACCAGAAAUCCACGGCACAGCGCGCGCGGAGGUCUUCCCCGCUGCAGAUGUCGUGUUAGAAGUGCAGUGUGCGCUCACUGCGGAGCUAGGGCGAAGGGGCGAUUGUCUGCUCUCAGUGCAGCCACGCCUCCCGCCCCCCACCGAGCUGCAGUUCAGCUGCGAGGUGUCGGGCGAGCGGCCCACCUUCGUCAUAGAGAGGAAGGACUACACCCUCAAGACGCUUGUGCCACCAAGUGUUGCCAAGCUAGAACGUGAGACUUACGACUCCACACCAGACCGGGUGAUGCUCAACUGCUCGUCGACUGGGCUCCCAGCCCCAAUCCUACAAUGGACUGUCGGAGAAGACAAGGUGCAAGCCGAUUUCAGCGGUCGACUGUGGAAUGGUACAUCCAAGCUGUGGCACGUGUGGUCGUCGUUGGCGUACACCCGGUGGCAGCGACCGUCGACGGUCACCUGCAGCCCGGAGGUGCUCUACCACCACACGGUGGUCAGGGGAACGCCGGUGGCAUAUAGCGGCUCUAAUUCACUCGGUGCAGCCAAUAUCUUGGUGGGAAUUCUGACCGUUGUAACGCUGAGGAGG